Messenger RNA from Penicillium macrosclerotiorum, 1923 nucleotides. Its product is annotated as Heparinase II/III family protein. Bases 1 to 1923 code for a protein of 640 amino acids. Gene Ontology annotation, molecular function: lyase activity. The transcript has a single exon. The record is from RefSeq and is a predicted model, not a curated record. Lineage: Eukaryota; Fungi; Ascomycota; Eurotiomycetes; Eurotiales; Aspergillaceae.
AUGUAUUUCCUAUCGACAGUCAAGAAGCUCGUUAUUUUCGGAUCAUUGGGCACAGCGUCGGCGGCAUAUAUCGACUUUACAAGUCUGCCGUCACAUCCGAGACUGUUAUUCACCCAGGAACGUGUGAAAGCGGUACUAUCAAUGAAUGGAAGCGACACAUACUACAGAGGAAUUCUUGCAUCAUUGAAAGAUACGGCAGAUUCUGCUGUGGCUUCUCCUUUAUCUCUUACCUCUGCAACUGCCUGGUCGAGCACUAUUCGAAUGAAUGUUGGUGCCGUGGCGGGCACCUUUCUGCUGACCAACGAUACCAUAUACUCCGAUUGGGUUGCUGAUAGCAUAAUUUUGCUUUCAAAACUUUCAGAUUGGGAUACGUCAAACUUUUUGACCACCGCAGACAUUGCUAUGACUGUAUCAAUUGGCUACGACUGGACCUAUGAUGUAUUGACAGCAGAUCAACGCAAGGAAGUUGAAUCUGCUAUCGCCACGAAAUCUCUUGUACCAGCUCUAAACUCCUCGAUUAAUUCGUGGAGUGAACACACCAACAACUGGGCUCAAGUCACACAUGGGUGUUUGAUUAUUGCGGCUCUUGCGAUUGGAGAUACCGAUACCACCGUUGCGGACAGUAUUAUGGACUUCUCUUUCCCCAAGCUAAACGUUUCUUUGGAACAAUAUGCCCCAGAUGGAGGCUGGAUCGAAGGUUAUUCAUAUGGAACAUAUGCCGGGAUAUUUUUGGGGCUGAUGAUGGGGAGCUUGGAGACGGCAACGGGGGACGAUCUUGGCAUAUCCAAGCUACCAGGAAUGAGCAACCUCGGGACGUGGCUUACACAUGGCUUCGGUCAGACCGGAGGAUUCAGCUGGGCUGACGGUGCUUGGACAUUCUCAAAUGCUAACAGCCUAUGGAGUGUCGGCUACUGGGCGCAAAAGUUUAAUUCGCCUGAAUGGCUCCAGGGGAUGUUGUCUCGAUUCAGCACAAAAGAAGCGGCGACAUUCCAAGCUUUUGUUUUCUAUAACUCUAGUUUUAUGAGCCCCAAUAUCCUACCUACUAUGCCGAGAUACAAUCAAUUUGCUGGUACAGCUGGGAUGACCUACCGCACGUCAUGGGAGGACUCCAACGGAUGGUUUUUUGGUUUCAUGGGAGGUUUCAAUGGACGUUCUCAUGGCCAUCUUGAUGCGGGAUCUUUUGUUAUUGACUAUCAAGGCUAUCGAUGGGCGGAACUAUUGGGCUCAGACAGCUACAGCUUAACGCAAUAUUUUGUUGGUCCUCGUCGCUGGACAUAUUACCGAUGCAGAAGCGAAGGUGCAAAUACUCUCAGCAUCUCGAAUACAACUCAAUCUGCUUUGCACUUUGCCAACCAAAUUCCUUCAGCAAACAAUUCUUUACGCUGGGUAGGUAGCUUUGAUAAUUCGAGUCGCUUUGGAAUUGCAAACCUCUCUGAAGCGUACGCGAAUGUGACUUCCUCUGUACUUCGAGGAGUGGCAUUCUUAAACGGCUCACAGAUACUUAUUCGUGAUGAAAUACAUGCUUUAAAGGCAGUUGACAUUGCAACGAGUUGGCACACCGUGGCUUCUGUCAACAUCGACUCCAAUAAUAGAAGCGCAACGCUCACCCAGGGAUCAGUGGUUAUGAAUCUCACUCUGCUAUCACCUCCUGGGGCGUUUCUGGAGUUAGAGGAUACGAAUCCAUGCAAUUCAUAUAGCCCUUGUGCAGAGGCAACUAAUACUGGAAUAUAUAACCUAGCGGUUAGGCUUGCCAGUUUGACGACUGAGGCGAAUAUCUCGGUGGUUUUGAUGGAAAGUGGAAAUGAAAUUAUACAGUUCAAUAGGCCGUUAAGCCAAUGGUAUCCCAGGUGUGAGGUAGAUUGCUGGGAUUCCGCAAAUAUCGAUGAUCCAUAUUGGCUUAGAAACUCUGAAAUUUACUAUUGA